UUGAUCAGUUAGUUUUGGAUUUACAAACCGAGAUAUAAAUUCAUUGAAUAACAGACUAAGGAUGUUGUCCUCACACUUCAUACUUUUAUUCUUAUUGAUCACCACUUUGCUGUUACUAUGCGCUCCUGCAGCAGAAGCAACAUUGCUUUUGUUCCUGUGCUUGGUUAGAUCACCAUUGUGUCCAUUCAGAACAACAACUACAUAAUAGCAUGGAUUUGGUAAACUAAUUGCAAACAAUAAAUAAAAUUAUGUGCAUGUAA
Messenger RNA from Teleopsis dalmanni, 260 nucleotides. RefSeq lists its product as uncharacterized. Bases 62 to 205 code for a protein of 47 amino acids. Lineage: Eukaryota; Metazoa; Arthropoda; Insecta; Diptera; Diopsidae. The record is from RefSeq and is a predicted model, not a curated record. The transcript has a single exon.